AUGGCUACAACCCGGACCGAGAGGCUGCUCUGCUCUGAGUGUCCCAAGACUCUGAAGAGCACGACAACGCUUCGAACGCACAUGAUCAAACAACAUGGUUGGAUCCCCACCCGCAAACGCGGCCGACCACCGAGACCGUCAGCCGUCAACGCAUCUACAGCCCCUGCUCCUCGACCGCAACAGAGGAAGCAAGCGACAGAAGCGGGCAGGGGCCAAGCCACGAAGAGCUCGCGCCGUCGCAGCUUCGCCGGUGAGGUUGUCGACCUGCGCACGCCGUCGCCACGUUUAAACACCAGCACCGCCCAUGCUCUUCCGACCCCGCCCUCCUCGGCUGGCAAGGGGGUCAUCACGGCUCCGACUUGGAGCACAGCCAAUGCGGAGCCCGAAAGCGGUGCGAAUCUUCAGCUACCACAAUAUUCGCCUUUCGACUCGAAGACCGACGAGGUGGACGAGAUCAUCUCCGUGCGCUCAAACGAUGAUGCCGUCAAGUUGGAGAAGGGCAAGGAGCGCGAGAAGCCUCGAAAGCGCAAGCGAUCCACACGCGAGAGAACACGACCCCCGCAGAAGAGGCUUGCCAUCCUGUCAGAGUCACCACCCGAUGAGGAGGCUCUCGCCACUCCGCCCCCAACUCCUCCAACUACCAAGCCCGCGCACACAGGCAAGGACAAGGGGAAGGGCGCAAUGCGCCCGUCGCCCCGUCCCUCGGAGACGGGAUCAGAAUAUGAAGUGAUCCAACUCCCAUCAGGUUUCGACAAAUUCCUCGACCAUGGCCUGGGGCCGGAGGAGACUAGGGAGGAAGAUGGUUUCCAGCCCAUGCGCCGCCGCAGAAGCAAGGCGGGAGCGUCCCUUGAGCAGCUGUUCCCCAACCAUGUGCCGCUCAAGCGGGAAAAAACGCCGGUCGCUCCUGAUCCCAGCAGCUCGCGAUACGCAAUCCGCGUCGAGGACGCGGGCCCAGAGGAUGAGACGCCCCGCCAUGACGGUCUGAAGUCUGACUCUGGCCUCAUCCUGAAGACUAGGACACCGUCUCCUUCGCAAGAAGCUCGUGCACCGGGGUCUGCCUCGGCGACAGUCGGCACUGAGGCCGACCUGAGCCUCCAGAAGGAGGAGCCCACGAAGGACUCUCCGAGGACAGAGCCCCUCGCUCAGUUGCCUGAGCAGCCCGAGCAGCUGCCAAAGGAGACCGAGCUGGAGCAGAAGAGCGACGCAGUUGGCAACAUCAUCACUGCCAUCCAAGCAACUACCCUGAAGAAGACUGAAGAGGAGCAGAUCACGGGCCGCGGGACCAUGACCGAGCUCGUCGCUACCAGGGAGGCAGCAGCUCAAACUGAAGCGAUCGAGCCGCACGCUCACGACAAGUCUUCCGACGAGCCCGCCGAGCUCAAACCUGUCGGCGUCAGCCCCACCCUGGCAGCUUUGGCCGGCGGUGGUCUCGCUUCCCUCCUGCCAGCGCUUAUGGCACUGCAGCAGGGACAGCAAGGCGGCAUGAAGCCCGAGUACCACGCCGAGCAUGAUUGCGCGUUGGAAUGCGAGGUGUGCCGCGUCCUCGCCACUGUGCUCCAUGGGCUGCACCGUGGGGGGAUGCUGGGAUCCUGCUGUGGGCGCAAGCAGUAG
Molecule: messenger RNA, 1611 nt
Organism: Trichosporon asahii var. asahii CBS 2479
Lineage: Eukaryota; Fungi; Basidiomycota; Tremellomycetes; Trichosporonales; Trichosporonaceae
Exons: 3
Coding region: 1-1611 (536 amino acids)
Source: RefSeq, a predicted model, not a curated record